Effrenium voratum is the source of this 1235-nucleotide messenger RNA. The record is from the annotation of a GenBank genome assembly. Lineage: Eukaryota; Dinophyceae; Suessiales; Symbiodiniaceae.
CAGCAAGGCCUUCAAUGAAUCCUGGCCAUGGCGUCGCUGUUGCCCGCUUUAGAGGCCAAGGACGGGGAGCUCCUGCGGCCGGCGCUCGCCAAGCUGCUGAAGGCAGAGUUGGGACAAAUCGAACUGCACCAAACCGCCGGUGAGCGAUUUACCGGCGGCAAGUCGACACCCGUCUGGAAGCUGAGCUUCGUGGCAAAGCGAGGUGAGAAAGAAAAGGAGACGCGGCUGGUGGCCAAGUGGGUUAAGCCCACCACGGAUCUGCGGCGCAGCUACGUCGAGAAGCAGUUCUACUUGUCCGCAGCCCCACGGGUGAGGAAGUUCUGCCGGCUGCCGCACAUGCUGAUGUGUGAGGAGAACCCUGAGAGCAUUUGCUUUCUUUUCGACGACCUCACCGUGGACUUCCCCUUGCACCCGGAGAACCUGGAGGCGGCGCACGCCCGCGCCAGUCUCACCUGGCUGGCACGCUUCCACGCGUACUUCUGGGAAGCGGACGCUGCAGGUGGAUCCUUUCCCGCCGGCAUGUCCGGUGCGGACUACUGGGGGUUGUCACUUUACUGGGCGUUGCCCACUCGCGCAUGGAGCAGUGGGUCGGAGGAGAUUUCGCUGAACAAAGGCGAGAACGAGGAGCGCCUUUCUUCAGUUGCCACGGCUUUGACCGCCAGCAGCAAAACUCUCAAGGCGCACGGCGCCUGGGAGAUUGCCAAAACUUUGGGGCCCAGGCUCAGCGCCGCAGCGCGACCGCUGGACGCCGCGCUGCGAAAGGGCCGGGGCUUUGUGCGAAACCGAAGCCUGCUUCACGGGGACUUCAAGACCGCCAACUUCUUUCUGCGCGAGGCGGAGGGCGGCUUCGAGGCGGCGGCGCUGGACUUCGAGUUCUCCGGGCCGGGCUUCGUGGCGGUGGACCUCGCGAACUUUUUGUUCCCGGACCUGCGGAUGGAUCUCUUGGCCGUGGAGAGGGAGCUGCUAGAGUUCUACCACGCGCAACUGAUGAACUCCUUCGAUGAGUUUGCCACCGGCGGUGACUUUCCCUUGACCACGCUGUUGGCCCACUAUGCCCUGGCACGCUGUGACUACAUGCGCUACAUGCUGGGCCGAGGAUGGACUGCCUGCAGUGCGGGGGAUGCCCGCAUCGUGGAAGCUGUGGACAGGGACUUGCAGCGCCUGGAUGGGGGCCAAGCUCUUUCCAGCGAAGGAUAUGAACGCGCCAUCUCUGAACUCCUGGCAAGCAGCUGACA